GUAAACUAACCCCCUAAAGUAUCCUGUCCUGUCAUGGGGUUUCUGGGUCGGUGUUCAUUCCACUUGCGCAGCUCGCGCCUCCACCAGCUGUUGCCAGUUAAAUUAAGGCUGGAACAAGGACUUUCGUUUCAGCGCUGUCGUCUGCUCGUCGAUAGAGUACAUUUUGCUUCAUCUAGCAGUAAUCUUGUGGACGUCAAAAUGAAACAAGAAUAUCCUGCUGCAAGACGGGAUGAAACUGUGGUCGAGGAGUUUUUUGGAGUGAAGGUUGCUGACCCAUACCGUUGGAUGGAAGACCCUGAUGCUGAAGAAACCAAAGCAUUUGUUGAUGCCCAAAAUGCCAUAUCUAGACCUUUCAUUGACUCCUGUCCUGUACGGAAAGACCUUCACAGCCAGUUGACCAAGCUGUGGGAUUUCCCAAAAUAUACUUGCCCUCACAAAAAGGGCAACCGUUAUCAUUUCCGAAUGAACACUGGUCUUCAAAAUCAAAGCGUUCUUUACAAUCAGGAUACCUUGGAUUCUGAGCCUCGUGUUUUCUUGGACCCUAACCUUCUGUCUGAUGAUGGCACUGUUGCCCUGUCUCUUUCAAAGUUUACUGAAAAUGGAGAGAAAUUUGCUUAUGGCCUUAGUCAUAGUGGAUCUGACUGGAACACUGUCCAUUUCAAGGAUGUUGAAACUGGUGAUGACUAUCCAGAAAAAUUAGAAAAAGUCAAAUAUUCUUCCCUUGCCUGGUCUCCUGACAAUAAUGGAAUUUUCUACGGAUGCUACCCUGAUCAAAAUGGCAGAUUUGACGGAUGUGAAACUGAAGGUAGCAUAAACCAUAAACUCUACUACCACAAGCUUGGUACCCCACAGUCAGAGGAUAUUUUGGUUGUUGAGUUCCCAAAAGAGCCCCUUUGGCGAAUAGGUGCUGAGCUCAGCGACUGUCAGCGAUACUUGAUUGUGACAACAAUGAAAGAUUGCAGAGACAAUAUGGUGUUCAUUUGUGAUCUAGAAGCUCUACCUGGUGGACAGAUAACAGAAAAAUUACCCUUAAUUCAAAUUGUUCAUGAGCUGGAUUCUGAUUAUGAUUAUGUCACCAAUGAAGGAAAGGAUUUCAUUUUCCAUACCAACAAGGGAGCACCAAACUACCGACUUAUUAAGAUAAAUAUUGAUGACCCUGGUAAAGAUAAAUGGGAAACUCUUGUUCAAGAAGACAAGAAAGAUGUAUUGUCCUGGGCUGUUUGCGUUGCCCAAAAUAAAUUGGUACUCUGUUACAUACAGGAUGUAAAGAGUGUUCUACAACUUCACGACCUUGGCUCAGGAGAACAUCUAAAUACCUUUCCGUUAGAUGUGGGAUCUAUUGUUGGAUUUUCUGGUCAGAAAGAUCAAACUGAAAUAUUUUAUCAGUUUACCAGUUUCCUUACCCCAGGAGUAAUUUACCAUGUUGACCUCACUCAAUCUACCAUUGAACCAAAGGUUUUCAGAGAAAUUAAGGUGGGAAAUAUUGAUUUGAAUCAGUUUGAGACCACUCAAGUAUUUUACAACAGUAAAGACGGUACAAAAGUGCCUAUGUUCAUUGUCCAUAAAAAGGGCUUGGUGAAAGAUGGAAAAAACCCAUGUUUGGUCUAUGGAUAUGGAGGCUUCAAUAUAAGCUUGCAACCCACAUUCAGUGUGACCAGGCUUAUCUUUAUCCGUCAUCUUGGUGGAAUUUUAGCCAUUCCCAACCUUCGUGGAGGAGGAGAAUAUGGUGAGAAUUGGCAUAAUGGUGGCAGACUGCUUAACAAGCAAAAUACUUUUGAUGACAUGGCAUCUGCUGCUGAAUAUUUAAUUGAUCAAAAGUACACAUGUAGAGACAAGUUAGCUAUUCAAGGAGGCUCUAGUGGAGGCAUGACUGUUGGUGCGUGCGCUAAUCAGAGGCCUGAACUCUUUGGUGCUGUAAUUUGUCAAGCGGGAGUUAUGGACAUGUUGCGUUUCCACAAAUUCACAAUUGGCUACUGCUGGGUGUCUGACUAUGGAAGCCCUGACGAGAAGGAACAUUUUUUCAACUUGAAAAGCAUAUCUCCACUUCACAACAUUAAAGUACCAGAACGCAAUGAUGUUCAGUAUCCAGCUGUCCUAGUCUUCACUGCAGAUCAUGAUGACAGAGUUGUGCCACUUCACUCUUUAAAGUACAUAGCUGAACUGCAACAUACCAUUGGCAAGUCUGACAAGCAGACUAACCCUCUUCAAAUCUACAUUGACACGAAGUCUGGACAUGGGCAUGGGAAGCCAACAGCCAAAGUGAUUGAUGAAUGCGCUGAUAUUCUUAGUUUCCUAUGGAAAACAUUGAACCUGACCUAUUUUAAAUAAUGCCAAUGCCUGUAGAGUCAUAAGAAGUUUACAGUGCGCACAUUUUUUACCUUUUCUCCAGAUGAAAAACUAUUUUACUCGCAUGUUUUGUCAUUUAAACAAAUAUUAUAGAUAAUUUGUAGAAAAUAAGAAUGAAAAUGAGAGUUUCUAACACAAAUUACCUGUAUAACCAUCUGAUUUACACUAUUUGCUGUGUUUACUGGUUAUGUUUUCAUAAGAACUUGCUUGGCUCACACUUCUUACUCAAAAGUCUGAAUUCUCAUAAUGUUGCUAUACAUAAUAGCUUGUUUAUUUUUUAGAAGGAUGUGUUGUAGCAUAUUCUGAAUCUUCAAUCCCAGUGCCGGUGGUAUUACGCAAACCCUAAUUAUUUUGUCACAUAUAAUGUAUUAAAUAUCUAUGAAGAUUUUGCUGUGAUAAGAUAACUAUUAGGCUUACUGUAAUUCUUGUGGUGUAAUGUAUGCUUAAUGAUCUGAUAAACCAAUGUUAAUAUUAAUAUUGUGAUACAUACUACAUAGCAGCAAUUUUCAAGUCAUGUUGGUGCCAUUGUUCAUUAUGUAUUUGUGAAGUAAUCAGUAAGUGUGAAAGAGGAAAGUUGCACAUUUGGCUUCUAAAGUUAAACUUGCAACAUCAGUUGGACUGAGAAUAGGUCUCCUAUUUGAGGCUGGCCCAGAUUGAAAUAAAUGAAGUGAAAAGGGCAGCCUACUACUCUUGAGUUGUCAGUACAAGUCAAUGUUUUCCAUGUACUGGUAUUACUCACAUUCAUGUUAUUGAAAUCAUUUAACGAAUUAUUAUCUUUAAUUAGCAGACUGAGUAAUCAAUUUACAAGGUUUGACUAAGAUCACCAUUUCUACAAGUAUGGAUUGGAGUAUUUGGGAAGUAAUACAAAGUUUUUUGUCAACAUACCAAUUCAGCAUUGUGCAUUUACUCAAAUUGCGGCUCAAUAAAUAAAAGUAUUAAAUAUGUAA
Frankliniella occidentalis (western flower thrips) is the source of this 3293-nucleotide messenger RNA. Its product is annotated as prolyl endopeptidase. The transcript is spliced from 16 exons. Gene Ontology annotation, biological process: proteolysis. Gene Ontology annotation, cellular component: cytosol. The record is from RefSeq and is a predicted model, not a curated record. Gene Ontology annotation, molecular function: serine-type endopeptidase activity; oligopeptidase activity. The coding region runs from base 34 to 2328 and encodes 764 amino acids. NCBI's taxonomy places the organism in Eukaryota, Metazoa, Arthropoda, Insecta, Thysanoptera, Thripidae.